UUCAGCUUAAUCUCCCUAUUGAAAUCCUCCCAUUUCUGCAAAAUUUCAUUCCUCCAAAUCCAAAUCCCAGAAAUCACAAACACUAAUCACACUGCCAUGGGCUGCGCUCCCUCAAAGCUCGACGACCUUCCCCCCGUGGCUCUCUGCCGUGACCGGGUCAAGUACCUCGACCAAGCUCUCCGGCAAGCCCAAGCCCUCGCCGACGCACACGUGGCCUACUCGGAGUGCCUCAGAACACUCGGCCCCUCCCUCACUCGUUUCUUCGAUAUCGGGCUACUUGAACACGACUCAUCUACUUCUCCCACCUCAGCUUCCAUGUCGGGUUCGGGUUCGGGUUCGGGCUCGGGCCACAUCCAAUUCUCCUCCGACUCCGAAACCGAAGACGUCGCCGAUAAACAAUCGGACGAGUCCCGUCCUCUGAGCCACGGCGGGUUGAGCUCAAGCGGCGUCGUUUUGACCUCACAUUUCGCCAAGACCCCUCCGCCGCCGCCGUCUCCGAUCAGCUCGACCUGGGAUUUCCUCAACCUCUUUGACGACAUGUACGAGAAAUAUGAAUCUGUCUAUGCUAUCAAUUCGGAGGCCAUUACUGAUCGCAAUGAGAAAAUCGACGUCUGUGUCAAAAAUGAUGCGCAAAAUGUUGAAGAGGAAGAACAGAAGAGUGAGCCGACGGAGAAGAAGACUCAAUCGGAGAAUUCGAGCACUGAGGAGAGGCUUGAAGUAAAAAAGGGCGUCGUUGAGGCGAUGACGGAGCUUCAGGUUCAGUUUGAGAAAGCUUCCCAGUCUGGCAAUGAAGUUCUGAAGCUGCUGUCUCAUAAUCAUCAUCACAAAAUUAAUUCAGUCCAUCCAGAGUGUGGAUUUGAUCAGGUAGAUUCGGCGAUGAGUUUACAGAGCUUAGCACACACACUGGAGACUCUUUUAUUGUGGGAAAAGAAACUAUAUGAUGAAGUCAAGGCUGAGGAAUUAUUGCGCUUGACGCAUGAGAAGAAGACUAGGAUGCUGGAACAGUUUGAUAAGAAGGGUGGUGACUCCCCAAAGGUUGACACUAUACACAAUUCACUUAGCAGUCUAUUAACGAAAAUGAAAGUGGCAAUUCAGAUUGUUGAUAGAAUUUCAAUUACCAUCAAUAAGUUGAGGGAUGAAGAGUUGUGGCCGCAGAUUAUUGAGCUGAUUAAUAGAUUACUAGCCAUGUGGAAGGCCAUGCUAGAAUGCCACAAGCUCCAGAAUCAAGCAAUUGCAGAAGCCAAGGGCUUAGAUGUCAUUGCAUCCAAAAUCAAGUACUCUAAUGAUGACCAUCUUGAAACUGUAAUUCAACUCAAGAUCGAGCUUCAAAACUGGAGUUUAUGCUUCUCCAAUUGGAUUAUCACGCAAAAAGGCUGUGUAAAAGCACUAAAUAGUUGGCUUCUGAGAUGUCUUCUAUAUGAACCCGAAGAAUCAGAAGAUGGUGCAGUACCCUUUUCUCCUGGUAGAAUGGGAGCACCACCAGUAUUUGUGAUCUGUAACCAGUGGUCCCGAACAAUGGAUCGACUCUCAGAGAAAGAAGUGAUUGAAGCUAUCCAGGGAUUCCAAACUAGUAUAGAUCUUAUUUUGGAACAACAGAAAGUAGAACUCCAGCAAAGGCUGAUUGAAAACAAAGAUCUUGGGAGGAAAGUAAAAUAUUUUGAGGAGCAGCAUCAAAAGAUGCAAAAGGUUAUGCAAGCUGGAAGAGGAAAGAAAUUCGGUCUACUAGGAGAAGAGGUUAGAGCUGUUUUACCUGGAGAGAAACUGCAAGGGCCGAGUAAGGAUGAUAAUAGUUCUCGAAAUGUACAUGGGGAUCUGAAGCAGACACUAGAAGCGAUGGACAAGUUCAUGACAAACUCCAUGGAAACAUACGAAGAGCUUCAUGCACACAUUGAAGUAGUACAGCAUGCUGCUUCUUGAGACGGACCAGUA
This is a messenger RNA of Argentina anserina (silverweed cinquefoil), 1929 nucleotides long. Its product is annotated as protein ALTERED PHOSPHATE STARVATION RESPONSE 1-like. The transcript is spliced from 4 exons. The record is from RefSeq and is a predicted model, not a curated record. NCBI's taxonomy places the organism in Eukaryota, Viridiplantae, Streptophyta, Magnoliopsida, Rosales, Rosaceae. The coding region runs from base 97 to 1917 and encodes 606 amino acids.